CUUCUCUGUGACUGCGGAGCACCUAGCACCAGAACCCACAGCCAUGGGCUGGGACCUGAAGGUGAAGAUGUUGAACGGCCAGGAGAUCUCGGUGCCCCUGACAGCCUCCAUGCUGUUGUCAGAGCUGAAGCAGCAAGUCUCGAAGAAGUUAGCAGUGCCUGUCUUCCAGCAGCGGCUGGCCCACCCGGACGGCACAGUGCUGCUGGACGGGGUGCCCCUCAUCCACCAGAGACUGAGCUCCGGCAACACAGUCCUGCUGAUGGUGGAGAGCUGCAAGCCCCUGAACAUCCUGGUGCGCAAUGAUAAGGGCCGAAGCAUCGCGUAUGAUGUCCAGCUGACUGACACCGUGGCCCAGCUUAAGCAGCAAGUGUGCCAGAAGGAGAAGGUGCAGGCUGACCUCUUCUGGCUGACCUUCGAGGGGAGGCCCUUGGAGGACAAGCAGCUACUGGGGGAGUAUGGCCUCACCGCUGGGUGCACGGUAUACAUGAAUCUGCGGCUUCGGGGAGGCCAGACAGGCCCCAAGGGGUGCUGAGGUUCCUGCCCUCCUGAGGGACCUGGAGGAGAAGAUGCCUGGGGCCCCCACUCCGAGACCUGUGGGCUUCAACUGCCAGUAAUAAACAUUGAUGCAA
This is a messenger RNA of Trichechus manatus latirostris (Florida manatee), 629 nucleotides long. RefSeq names its product ISG15 ubiquitin like modifier (gene ISG15). Gene Ontology annotation, molecular function: polyubiquitin modification-dependent protein binding. Gene Ontology annotation, biological process: ubiquitin-dependent protein catabolic process. Bases 44 to 532 code for a protein of 162 amino acids. The record is from RefSeq and is a predicted model, not a curated record. The transcript has 2 exons. NCBI's taxonomy places the organism in Eukaryota, Metazoa, Chordata, Mammalia, Sirenia, Trichechidae. Gene Ontology annotation, cellular component: cytosol.